UUGAAAACACAAAGUACUUCCUGUUUUGUGCUGGGUGCGGUUUUCUUGGCAGUUAGCUCGAGCGCAACUCCUGCUCCGUUCCCAGUGCAGACGUAACCCCGACUAUUAAAACAUCUGUCUGCUUUUCAUAAAGAUAUUUAGUCUCACUUUGUUUCCCCAGUGGAGUUUCUACAAGUGACUUACAACAUGGACAAAGACGCUGUGUUGACUCGCAUCCUGCAGUCAAAUGACACGUCAACACUUCUUGGAGGAGAGCUGCCUGUCAGUGUGAUGAAGAACAAUAAGUACAUCUCCCUGCUGACCGCUGAAGCCCAGGGGACGGACAGAAAUGUGGACGACAACUGGCCCUCUGUCGAUGGCGCCGUCCACACUGCCCUGUCUGAUGGAACCAGGACUGCGGUGCUGGUCGGCCCUGAAGGGUCGGGUAAAACCACUGCUCUGGAGAAGCUAGUUGUGGGCUGGGCCAAAGGGGAGCACCUUCAGAACUUCUUCUUUGUUUUCCACUUCCGGUUCAGGGAGUUGAAUUCCCUCAACGGGACGCUCUCCCUGGAGACAUUAAUGCUGCGCCACCACGGCUGUCUCCCUCCAGAGUCCGUGCCCCAACUCCUGCAGAAUCCAGAGGGUGUGUUGUUUGUUUUUGAUGAUCUGGAUCAGUGGAAACACAGCUUGGACCCCUCCGUCCUCCCCCUCUGCUCUGACCCCGGACAGGCGGUCCAUGUGUCCUGCUUAGUGUCCAGCUUGCUUCACGGAUCGCUGCUGAAAGGAGCCGCCUUCUUGGUGGCGUCCAGGCCGGUCGAGUGUCAGAAGUUUCUGAGUGGCGCCCGGGUGCAGGUGUUGGGGUUUCUGAAGCCACAGAGAGAAGCCUACUUCAAGGGGUUCUUCUUCGCUGACCCGGCUGCUGCCAACAAAGCAAGAGUACACAUGGAAAGCACUCUAGGCUUUUAUGAUGUCUGCACCUCCCCCAGAUUUUGUUGGACGGUUUGUUCCGUCUACAAGUCUCUGAUGGAUGCUGGAGCAAAGCUUCCUGAAACGCUGUCUCAGCUGUACGUGGACAUCCUGGUCCACCUGAUUCAGACGCUCCAGCUGAACGAGGCCCACAGCAGAGACCUGGUGUUGGCCCUCGGCAAGAUGGCGUCUCAUUGCCUCCUCGACCAGCGUUCGAGUUGCACCAAAGAGGAAAUGGAUUCUUUUGGUCUUCAACGGUUUCUCACCUCGGUUGGCAGCUUUCUGCGAGUAGAUGGCGACCGGUCGGACGGACGCGUCUUCUCCUUCCACUCCCAACUGAUGCAGGACUUCAUCUUGGCCACGGCUUUCCUUUUGGACACGUCGACGUCUGAGGGUGUGGAGAAGAUGUUGGAAAAGCACAAAGGCCAUGCAACGUUUCUAGAUGUCUUCUUGUCGGGGCUCUCGGGGCCACUUCAGCGCAGACCGCUGGAGACCCUGCUGGGAGAGAUGAACUCUGAUCGGAUCACCAACUUCAACCGCUGGUUCAAAAGCACCUCUGAGGUGACGCUGAAGGAAUGGUACAAGGACAAACACCACCACUGCUUCCAUCUGCUUCUUCAAGCUCAAAACGAGAGUUUGGUGAAAGAGAUCGUCACCCCCUCGGCACGGAUCGGCAUCAGCUACGGAGACCUGAACCUCCAGGACUGUGCGGCCCUGAACUAUGUCGCCACGUGCCUCGGUAAGAUGGAGCUGUUGAAUCUGUACCGAACGAGGAAUCUGACGGAGGAGCAAGCAGAGACGCUGGCUCCGACUAUGAGCUUGUCACACAAGAUAAACUUGACGGACAGCUCCUUGAGUACCGAUGCGGUCCCUCAUCUGGCCUCGGCUCUCAGCAGAGGACUCACCAAGGAGCUGGAUUUCUCUCAAUCCCACCUCGGAGAUGAGAAGUUCAAAAUUCUCUGCGCUGGACUCAGAAACUGCAAGCUGCACACAUUAAAACUCCGAGCAUGCAAACUGACCGAGGCGAUCUGUGGAGAUCUGGCGUCUGUCUUGACCUCAGGCGCCCCUCAGUUGUGUGUGUUAGACAUGCCGUUCAAUCAGAUCGGGGACCAGGGCUUCGUGAAACUUUGCAAAGCGCUUCAAAGUCCUCUCUGCAAACUCCAGGAGCUCCAGCUACAAAAGUGUGAGUUGACUGCUGCAUCCAUGGAGGCUUUCUCAGCGGCUUUGUGUUCGGGCCAAUCGGAGUUGAGAAAAGUGGACCUGACGCAAAACGUGAUCGGUGAGAGGGGAGUGAAGGCGUUGUGCGAAUCCCUGCAGCACCCGCUCUGCAAACUGCAGGGCCUCACUCUGUUUGACUGCGAGUUGACCGCAGAAUGCUGUCCUGGUUUGUCGGAGGCCUUGAUGUCGGAGCACUGCUUCCUGUCUGAACUGGACCUGUCAGUGAACGAGUUGUUCCAGGAGGGGGCGCUGCUGCUCUGCCAAGCCCUCCGUCGACCUGGAUGUCCAAUGGAGAAGCUCAGCUUGCAGCGAUGCGAGUUAACCCAGCCGGUGUUCGAGGAGCUGGGCUCGGUGCUGAGAGGUGGCUCUUCUCGACUGAAGUCCCUGAUCGUCGGUAUAAAUGAAGUGGGAGACCAGGGGGUCAAACACCUCUGGGAUGCUGUUGCACAUCCAAGCUGUCUGCUGGAGGAGCUGGAUGUCGAGAUGACUGGUUUGACGGAUGACUGCGUUCAGGACUUGUGUGCCGCUUUGAGAGCCAACAAGACUCUGAAGAGCCUGGAACUGAGAAACAACUUGCUGACGGACGACUCCGUCCCAGCCCUUGUCCACGCCAUGCAGGACAGCGACAACAUGCUGGAGAUGAACCUGAAGUACAACGACUUCAGUGAGGACGUCUUUGAGAUGAUGGACGAGUGUGACAAAAUCAGAUACUGAAGACUGAGGAUUCGUCUCAGACUGCUCACGUGCAGUUUAUUUUUUUAAAGUUGAAAUGAUUAACAGAAAAAAACAAUCACCAAAAGUUAUUUUAAAUCGUAUUUCAAGUAAAAAUGGCGCAUUCACCGAUUCCAGCUUCUCAAAUGAGAAGUUUGCUUUUGCUUUUCUUGACAAUAUGUCAAAGUAAUUGAAAUAUAUUUAAGUUUGGACUGUUUAUCUGACAAAAUAAGAAAUAUAAUAAGCUUACCUUCAAGAAAAUGCACUCUUUUUUCUUUAUUUAGAUCACACAGAUAUAAUAAGGAAGAUUAAAAUAGUUGUCAGUUGCACAUAUAUAACAAUAAUAAAAAUCCAUCACAUUCA
Molecule: messenger RNA, 3237 nt
Organism: Anarrhichthys ocellatus (wolf-eel)
Lineage: Eukaryota; Metazoa; Chordata; Actinopteri; Perciformes; Anarhichadidae
Product: NACHT, LRR and PYD domains-containing protein 12
Exons: 9
Coding region: 187-2877 (896 amino acids)
Cellular component (GO): cytoplasm
Molecular function (GO): protein binding
Source: RefSeq, a predicted model, not a curated record